Amoebophrya sp. A120 is the source of this 3283-nucleotide messenger RNA. The record is from the annotation of a GenBank genome assembly. NCBI's taxonomy places the organism in Eukaryota, Dinophyceae, Syndiniales, Amoebophryaceae.
AAGUCGCGUUUUUUGCGCCAGGCUGCACUGCAAAAGGUGAUGCUUUGUACCAGCACUCUCUUCUCUGAGUCUGACUUAUGGCACAAACUCCAAAUAACGCCCUUUUGCGUCCGUGCUACACCCAGAGAAUGCAGCACAGACUCCAGACACCAAUGGUACGACCCGCACCAAGUUCAAUCCGCGCGCCUUUCUCCCGCGCAAGAUGCUGCCCAGCCACUUCUGCUGGCGUAGCUCCGAGUGCAAGCAGCAUCCGUUUUCUUGGUUCUUCUUCGUCAUCCUCCAGUGGAGGUAGUGCAGCCCCCGCAGCCCAAAGCGCAUUGCCGCAACAUCCUCUGAAGCCGCCAGACGAUGUGGCAAACCCACAAAAUCGGAAAACGCCUCAAGAAUUGAACUACGAGCUCUGCCAAAUGCCAAUGUCAAACAUCAACCGAGCCCAUGGAGCGUAUUUGCCGCAGACGAAUCCCAAGCAUCCUCUGUACGAGUCGCGUACUAGUAAAAACAUCGAAAGUGCAGCGCUGGCUCCCGCGCUUCAAGCAUUCUCCUCUACACUGGCGAAAGCUUCCACUUCCUCGAGUAGUAGCUCCAGUACAGUGUUAUCGACUACGACAUUCCGUGUAACUACAGGAGGUUCCGAGCUGAUGGGUGACGUGCCACAAAAAGGACCAAGAGUCGUCCUUGAAGAUAGCACCGCCAGUCGCGGACGAAGAAGUGUUCGGCGACAGCGUUUGAGGGCCGCUAUGGAUGAGGUAAAGGCUUCUACGCAACAUGAUCAGGGUCAGAACGAACCUCAUAGCGCUGCAGCUACCACCAAUUCCGUCACAAAAAUCACUGCUCACCUUGACACGUCGACUCCUGUGUUUUCAGAAGAUGCUUCGGCAACAACUACCCGACGACCCAAAACCCGGAACUUCUCGAAGAGAAAAUACCGUCGCAAGCCGCAUUGGCAGUUCCCGAUGGAAAAAGUUCCCUCGGAACUGAAAUCCAAACUCCUCCAGCAGAUGCGCGACCCGGGGAAGCUGCAGAGAUUUUUGAGCAACAAAUUCAAGAAGUUCACUAAAUCGCUUUUGAAGUUCAACCGGACCCGAUCGGAAAAAGCGUUCGAGACCUCCUGGUAUCGCAAGUUGGUCACGAACAAACGACCAGCCGGCAUUCACGACCCGCCGGUGGUGCGAAGACCGGGAGAUCUGGUGCAAAUGACACCACUGUUGAAAAACUGGUGGUGCAUGCCAGCGGUUGGGUUCAACAGCAUCCUGCAGAUUCCAAGUCACAAAUUUGAGGUUUUUGAAGACGAUUUUCCAGAGGAGCAGGAGAAAAACGCGGGUACUGCAGAAAACCACCAGGGUGCAGCAGGUGCGGAAUCAUCAUCAUCAUCGUUCAAAGCCGACCCCACGUCCGCUGCCAUCGUCGUCAACAACCACCUGGUUUCCAACACGGGUAUCAUCGUUUCGCGCGAUUUAAAAUCCGUUUUGUCCGAGGUGAUUGUCCCCAACGAUGUCUUCGGGUUGCCGCUGCGGAAAGACCUGAUCCACUGGGCGUAUUGGUUUUACCGAAAGGCGUUAGCCGGGUACGACAACCAGUCGCAAUACGACAAGGCCGACUGGCCGCAAUCGAACAAAAAGUUUCGGAACCAAAUUCGCAGCGGCCGAGCACGGAUGAGCACGCGAUGCAGCCACAAAUCGUGGGAAGGCAGCUUCUGCCACCCGAUUAGGCCACAUGUACUUUACUAAACUUAGUCCGUAAUAAUCUUGCCGGUGGUUAUGAUGUUUCUCGACUCGAAACCGAAAAGAUGGAAAUUGCUACUCGAUUUCGAUGCUUUCUUUUGGUUUUAUUUCGAACAAACUGCUCUCGAAGUAUUCGCUAUCCUCAAGCUCAAGUGGCGCGCAGCUAGAAUGGUCUAAUAAAAUCACUUGAACUACGCAAAACUCUUCAGGAUUGGCGGCAGAAAAACAACAAGCGGAUGAUGUGGCUGGCGACAAAGUCCAUGCUUUCCGCGAAGUUCGCCCAGGGCGAAAUCAUCCUUGUCGACAAUUUCAAUCUCUCCUCCCACAAAACCAAGCACGUCGUCCAGUGUUUCCGGAGACUUGUUGGGGACAAGUGCAACUCCGCCCUCUGUUGCCACGAGGGCACCCGAGAUGUCAACGACGCUUUCCGCUGGGCGACGGCACACAUCGCGGCCGUGCGGCGGUGCAACGUCGAGGGGAUCGACGUCUACAAGUUGUUGAAGUACCGCUACCUCAUCAUCACCGAGCUCGGGUUGCAGAAUCUGAUUUACAAGCUGCAAUCCUACCCGAAAUUACGGAAGUGGGGCCCUAAAUACGCCACGCCGGACGGACGUGUUGUUCCGGUGAAACACCGACCGAAAAUGGUCCCCGGGUGGAACUCAGCUUGGAAGGAACGGAAGGAGAGACUCCGGAACAGUGAAUUCCGCGCGAAACUGUACGCCGUGGAGCGGAAGAAAUGGAAGUGGAGCAACCGGCUCGAGGGGGCCUUGAAACUGCGCGCAGAAGACCCACUGUACCGGUUCCGGUUGAAAAACUUCGGCGCUCUGGAUCAAACAAAACCGUGGGAAAAAAUGGAGGACAUCUACUUAGACGACGAGCUGACGCUCGAAGACGCGUACCAGGCGGGAGAAGAGGAGAUGGAAAGGCAGGAAACCGAGCAAGACCCGGAGUAUUUGGUGGACGGAAGCAGUUUGCAAGAGUCGAUCGAACGCUCGCGGUUGAUGAUCGGAACGAAAGAGGGGGUGAAAGGGUUGAGUCCAAUGGGAAAUCGGUAUGUAGACGUGGGGACGACGAGCACCCGGAGUGCUGGUUUUGGUUCGACAUUCCCGGAAAAUGGUCGUGAGGAACUACAGGCUGGUGCUCGAAAAAAUUCCAGCGAACAACAAGACGACACGUUGAAGAGCGUGUGGCGGGCUGGUGCGAGGUACGACGCUUUUGUCAAGCAGGAAGGGAAGGCCGAGGCGACCUCUCCCAAGAAGAUGCUGCCCACGAACAAGAUGAAGAACAAGAAGGAGGAAAUGUCUUCCAAAUCCGACGAGGACGAUGAGGAUUUUGAUUGCGAAGACGAUGGUGAGGACGACGAGUUUGAUGAGGAUGACGACGCGGAUGAGGAUUUAAACGACUAAAAAAGCGGCUCUUUCAACUGAAGCAGCAAAACUCGUUCUCGUCGUCGUUCUGCGCAAGCAUCAGCUGGUGUACGUGUUUCAUGAAUUUUCCUCAUCUGCUCGUACUAGAGAAUACAGAUUGAAGUCCUCAUAUCCAACCUUUUAGAGAAUCAAGAU